Molecule: messenger RNA, 2125 nt
Organism: Polychytrium aggregatum
Lineage: Eukaryota; Fungi; Chytridiomycota; Chytridiomycetes; Polychytriales
Exons: 4
Coding region: 312-1928 (538 amino acids)
Molecular function (GO): UDP-glycosyltransferase activity
Source: RefSeq, a predicted model, not a curated record
CCGCAGUCUCCACAGCACAUCGGUCUUGUCUCGGACUGGGCGGGGGAGAGCGAUUCGCUUGUCAGAGUGACGACUUUGGCAAACGGGGGGACCUACGGACUGUUCCAGCGCGGCUGUGGCUGCCAAUCAGUCCGACAGAAUGCGAUACGGGAUUUGUCAACUGGACCCGGGGUGUCUGGGCCGAUCAGAGGGUUCUCGGCCGCCGAGGUGCUAUAUCAAGCCGGCCCAUCUGCGACGGCGUUACACAUUCCACCGAUCGCUUUCCCUUGCCCACCACCGCAUCCCUCAUCAUCCAACACCGCACUGCACCGAUGCUCGCCAAGGCCGGCAUCCUCCGUGCCUUCACGGCGCUCGUCCUCCUCUGGGUGUCUCUGGCUUCGUUUGCCUCGGCCGCUGUCAACAUUCCGCUCGACGACGCUGUUCUUGGCCCAAAGAACAUCCUCGUCGUCACCGCACCAGCUUCCGGACACGCCAACCCGCUGCUCGUUCUUGCCUAUGAACUCGCCAGCCGUGGCCACAACGUCACCUUUGUCACAAGCACCAGCUACUCCGUUCCCGAGUACGGACGAAACUCGACCAUCCACUUCCACCAGUUCGAGGAAACGGUGCCCAUCAUAGCAACACUCAACAAGGCCUCCAAACACAUCUCGGAGCCCUCCUCAUCUGUCUUUUCGAUCCUAUCUCGCUUCCGGGGUUUUCGCAUCGCCAUCGGCGCCCUGAGCUCCUUCGAGUAUGAUGUUGUCCAGGAAGUUAUCAAGAACGUCGACACCCGCUCCACGGACCUCAUCAUUGGCGGUUUUUUCCUUGGUCCCGUUGUGGAUGUCUUGAACGAGGUCCUCGGCAUUCCAGUCGUUGUGCACUACCUGAUGAUCGUCCUCAACUACUACAGCCCUUCGAAUCUGUACCUGGACAGCCUCACCAUCACCCCCUUUGACACAACCGCAACCGCCGAGAUGACUGUGUUUUCCGCUCUCAAGGCCAUCCCGCUCCGCAUCAUACCCAUGCUGGGUCGCUAUAUCCGGUGGUAUGAACGACGCCAGAUCUUCAAGUGGGUCAAGACUACCCUGUCCGAGUACCUUCCCCAGGUCCAGGGACCUCCUCAGCCCAUCGUCGGCCUCGUCAGCAACGAGUGGGGCUUCCAUCCGGCCCAGUUGACAAACCCUAGCAUGCGCAUGGGCGGCAUCUGGCUGAAGGAGUGGCUCGACAGCGCCGAGCGGCCUGUUGUCUAUGUCUCGACCGGCACCGUCGCCCGGCCCACGAACGAGACGCUGCUCGCCUUCUUUGAUGCCUUCAGCACGACGACCGAGUUCCAGACCGUUUGGUCGCUCAAGAAGGAUCUCCAGAGCAACCUGAAGGAGCUCCUGGGCGACCGUGAGUGGCCCAAGCACGUCUACGUCCACCACUUUGUCCCGCAGCUUGCUGUCCUCGAGCACCCCUCCGUCAAGGUCUUCUUCACCCACGGAGGCUGGAACAGCGUCUCGGAGGGUCUCUGGAGCGGCACGCCGAUGCUGGGAAUGCCAUUCUUUGGUGACCAGCCCUACAACGUAGCCCAGUCCGUGCACAUGGGACUUGCCCUCGACGUCGACAAGUCCAUCAUGACCUCGCCCGACAAGGCCGGCACCACCCACUUGAUCCAGGAGAAGCUGCACCGCCUCAUCCGCGAGCCGUCCUUUGCCGAGCAAUCUCGCCAAGCCCGCCGCACCUUCCGGGCGAUGGGCGGCGUCAAGAAGGGUGCCAAUAUCGUCGAGGAGAUCCUCAAGAUCGGCAACACCCGGGCAUACGCCUUCCCAGACAACCUGGAUGCCGUCGCGGCUGCGUUUGCGAUUCUGGCGGCCAGCGGUGCCAUCGCAGCCUUUGGUACCUACAAGCUCGGCUCGUGGGGAUUCAAGCGCUUGUUCAAGUCGGCCCCAAAGCAGAAGAUCGAGUGAGAGUGUUCUGUUGGCAAUAUUCGAUAUUCAAGGCGAUCCAGGGUCUCGUUUGGUCUCAGGUCACUUCGCCCGCUAUUUUUACAGCUACACGCACAAAAGCCUCUUUGAUAAUACUUUUCCAGUGCCCUCUAGCGCCCCGGUGAUUGCCUUGUCUGUGAAUAGGCUCGCCCGUUCGAAAAUACGGCCCUCAUGCGAUA